This is a messenger RNA of Lacerta agilis (Sand lizard), 1375 nucleotides long. It is a transcript of the gene C6H20orf96, whose product is annotated as chromosome 6 C20orf96 homolog. Bases 23 to 1135 code for a protein of 370 amino acids. The transcript has 10 exons. The record is from RefSeq and is a predicted model, not a curated record. Lineage: Eukaryota; Metazoa; Chordata; Lepidosauria; Squamata; Lacertidae.
CUCCUCCUCGCGAGCUCAAACGAUGGCUUUCCAGAGUCCAACUAUCUCCCCCAAGAGCCUCAUCAGCUCCAUAAGACAAACUGAUUACAGCAAAUGGCAAAGAGACAAUGUGGCACAGAAGUCCGCACUGAAAUUAAACAUGCCUCCGAUUUCGGCAUCAAAGGACUUGAAGAAGGAAGGGGGUGUCAGUUCUCCAGAAAAGCCUAAAGAGAAGAAAAUAGAAUGGGCAGCGACUGCAAAAGCGGUCGUGAGAAUGAUGCCCCCUAUGCGACAGAAGCCCACUUGGAAUCUAAGUAUGACAAAGGAAAUGGCCCGGGCCAAGAGGCUGGAGAAUAUCAAAAUCAUUCAGAGGUUUAUCAAGCACAAGGCAAACAGCUUGGAAGAAAUAAAACGCCAUUCCAACUUUCUCCUGGAGAAAAACCGGGCGCUGAUGGAGGAGAUCAAGGAGAUGGAUGCAGACACCGUCAUCCAGGCCAGGGGCCUUCUCCAGCAGUACGACAUGUUUGGGACAAUCAUCCGAUCUCUUCGGGACUCAAGUCAGAACCAAGCUGGUGUAGCAAAAGCAGAUCUUGCGGCAGCAGAGAAAAUGGUGGAGAAGAAUUUGGGAAAACUGGAUCAGGAGAUGAAACGCAUGCAGGCCAAAGUGCACGUCCUCCAAGAAGAGCUCAACAUCCUGAAAACCUACAUGGACAAGGAAUACCCGGUGAAAGCCGUCCAGAUAGCCUCUCUGAUGCGCAGCGUCCGAAACCUGAACGAAGAGCAACAGGAUGAGCUGGAGGAGAUGGAGGAUAUGUUCAAAAGGUACCUGGAAAAUAUGAAGACGAAGGCGCGAGAGGAGCGGGAGCGCUUUAUGCAGCACGUUACAGAGAAGAUACUGACGCAAUACCAGGAUGGCCUUCACCAGAUGGAUAAGAACAAUUUGGAGCUGAGAAGGCAAAUAAGCGCUCAGAAGGAGGUAAUUGAUGGACUGGUGAAAGACGUCACCUCUUUGCACAAGAACCUCAUAAUGCUCCAUCACUCCACUGGGGAUCCGCGGGAAGUGAUCUUCGCAGACGUCCUCCUCCGUAGACCCAAGUGCACCCCAGAUAUGGAUAUCGUUCUCAACAUCCCCACGGACGAGGAUUUCCCCCUGUAGCUGCUGGAAACGAGCUUGGGAUUAUGCACCUCGAUCGCACAACGCCCUCCCUGUAGGCAUCUGGGAGCCAAUUUCCCUCCUGCUUUGCUGAGCUACACCCAAAGCCAACGGCCUGCCUUACUCCCGGUCCGGCGUCUUUGAACCUUCCUGCUAAGAACCGCUGCAGGGGCUUUCCUUGGCAUCCCUGCCUGCAAAUAUUCCAGCAUUAGAUUCUAUUAAAGCCAGUCCUAUCUGUUCAAA